GAUUUUUUUGUUGGGAUGUGUUUCAUCAUUGUUCUUCUUCAGUUUAUUUGGGUGGCUAUGACAAGGAAGAGAAGGCGGCCAGAGCUUAUGAUCUCGCCGCACUCAAGUACUGGGGUCCAACCACUACUACUAACUUUCCGGUUUCAAACUAUGAGAAGGAAUUGGAAGAGAUGAAAAACAUGACACGGCAAGAGUUUGUUGCUUCUCUUCGAAGAAAAAGUAGUGGAUUUUCUAGGGGUGCUUCAAUAUAUAGAGGGGUCACAAGGCAUCAUCAACAUGGUAGGUGGCAAGCAAGAAUAGGGAGAGUAGCUGGCAACAAAGAUCUCUACCUUGGCACAUUUAGUACUCAAGAAGAAGCAGCAGAGGCCUAUGACAUUGCUGCAAUCAAAUUCAGGGGCCUAAACGCGGUGACCAAUUUUGACAUUAGCCGCUAUGACGUACAAAGUAUUGCCAACAGCAAACUUCCCAUAGGAGGGAUGAACAAAUCCAAGAACUCCUCUGGUUCCACCUGUACCAGCAAGAGUAGUGGAGGAAGCCGAUCAGACGACGACCCUGAUCCCUCAGCAUCCUCCGUCACAUUUGCCACUUGCGCUGCAACACCCAACUUCAGCUUUGCUAUUCCCCUCAAGCAAGGCACAUCAGAUUACUGGUCUAACGUUCAUGGAUUCAAUGCUGCCAAAAAUUCAAACGUUCCUCCUGUGGCAGUGUUCCAAUCCUCAGGAAGUACUAGUUUCAGCAUGGAGUUUGCAGGGAAUUCUGCUGUUAGCGAAAGCAACAGCACAAACUCAUUCAAUGGGGGUGGUUAUGCUCAGGAACAGAGCGUUGUGUUGGGUUCAUCAAUACCAUUAGCUACGCCAAUUGCCUUGAAUGGUAGCAGUGGGAACAGUUAUGAGGGUUCUUCUGGGUAUGGUAGCUGGAUUGCAGAAUCUUGGCAUUCAUAUCAGGCUCCAAAGCCGAGUCUCUCAGCGUUUCAGACACCAAUUUUUGGCAUGGAAUGAGCUCAUCAUAUGGGAAAAUCUGUGCAGCGUGGAGGGAAUUUGAGGAUAGCUUUUCAGCGUAUGGGCACAGCGUUUAAUUUUUAACUUAAGUUAGAUGAGCUGGACUGACAAACAUUUCACAGGAGCUGACAGUACCAACUGAAGUUCUCUCUAAUGGCCAUGGCUCUCUUUUUACCCUUUUUCUCCCUCUUGUUUUAAAAGAAGUGUUGGGCAGUUUGUAUUAUAUCGAACUGUAUAACUUAAAUCACUGAAUGAAAUGUGAGUUUUUUU
This is a messenger RNA of Rubroshorea leprosula, 1268 nucleotides long. The record is from the annotation of a GenBank genome assembly. Lineage: Eukaryota; Viridiplantae; Streptophyta; Magnoliopsida; Malvales; Dipterocarpaceae.